Microtus oregoni (creeping vole) is the source of this 939-nucleotide messenger RNA. RefSeq names its product olfactory receptor 1496-like. Gene Ontology annotation, biological process: G protein-coupled receptor signaling pathway. The transcript has a single exon. NCBI's taxonomy places the organism in Eukaryota, Metazoa, Chordata, Mammalia, Rodentia, Cricetidae. Gene Ontology annotation, molecular function: G protein-coupled receptor activity; olfactory receptor activity. Gene Ontology annotation, cellular component: membrane. The record is from RefSeq and is a predicted model, not a curated record. The coding region runs from base 1 to 939 and encodes 312 amino acids.
AUGACUAGAAACAACGAAACUUUCUUCUCAGAGUUCCUACUACUGGGCCUGUCCAUUCCCCCAGCGUACAAGCACCUGUUCUAUUCACUGUUUCUGGCCAUGUACCUCACCACCAUCCUGGGGAACCUGCUAAUCAUUGUCCUUGUUCUCCUGGACUCCCAACUGCACACACCCAUGUACUUGUUUCUCAGCAACUUGUCAUUCUCUGACCUGUGCUUUUCCUCUGUCACAACGCCCAAAUUGCUGCAGAACAUGCAGAGUCAAAUACCGUCCAUCACCUUUGGAGGCUGCCUGACACAGCUGUACUUCUACAUGUUUUUUGGAAACAUGGAGAUCUUUCUCCUUGUGGUCAUGGCGUAUGACCGCUAUGUGGCCAUCUGCUUCCCCCUUCAUUACACCAGCAUCAUGAGCCCCAAGCUCUGUGUUUGUUUAUUGCUGCCUCUGUGGAUGCUGACCACAUUGCAUGCCAUGAUGCACACCAUGCUCAUGGCUAGAUUGUCUUUUUGUGAGAACAAUGUGAUUCUCCACUUUUUCUGUGAUCUAUCUCCUCUUCUAAAUCUGGCCUGCUCAGACACUUCUGUUAAUGAGUUGAUGAUAUUAAUCACGGGAGGGUCCUUUAUUAUUGUACCAUUCCUGCUCAUUGUUACAUCCUAUUCAAGGAUUGUCUCCUCCAUAUUCAAGAUUUCAUCUACCCAGGGUAUCUACAAGAUCUUCUCCACCUGUGGUUCCCAUCUGUCUGUGGUGUCACUGUUCUAUGGGACACUUUUUGGCCUCUACUUGUGUCCAUCAACUAAUUACUCUCCUGUGAAAGAAACCACCAUGACCAUGAUGUACACUGUGGUGACUCCCAUGUUAAAUCCCUUUAUCUACAGCCUGAGGAACAGAGAUAUGAAGAUGGCCCUAAAAAGAGUUAUCUGCAAUAAGAAAAUCUCUUUGUAA